Messenger RNA from Felis catus (domestic cat), 11642 nucleotides. It is a transcript of the gene FRYL, whose product is annotated as FRY like transcription coactivator. The coding region runs from base 701 to 9802 and encodes 3033 amino acids. The transcript has 67 exons. Gene Ontology annotation, biological process: cell morphogenesis; neuron projection development. The record is from RefSeq and is a predicted model, not a curated record. Gene Ontology annotation, cellular component: cell cortex; site of polarized growth. Lineage: Eukaryota; Metazoa; Chordata; Mammalia; Carnivora; Felidae.
GAGGGAGUAGGCGGGGCGGGGAAGGGGUGGGAAGAGCUCGCAGCACCGCCGGGCGUCCGUCGGGCUCAGGGGGAGAGAGAGAGAAAUCCGGUUAAAAUCAGAGUCGGAGGUUUAACCACAGAUCGGUUCCGAUCGGAUUAUUCCUUAAAGGGGACGCGCCAUUGUCAAGAGAACGGAGCCCGGGGCCCGAGGGCGGGGACCGGCGGCGCCCGAGGAGCGAGGCAGCUGCACUUGGACUGGGGACGGCCUUGAACAUUCCAUAUUCUGCUUCGUACAUGGUGAAUCACUACGGCUUUGCACUACUGUGCCCACUUGCGUGCCUAUAAAGUACAACAAGCUCCAGGUCGAAAAAGCUUCUAGAUGGAUCCUUUCCAAAAUUGGUGUCUUUUCUACAAACUCUGUGCCUCAACAACCCUUUCUAAGUGAGCUGAAGCCAUUUAUUUGAAUCUUGGAUGAUUAGCACCUAAAUGCUUAACUCUCAAAACUACUCAAGAGUCCCACAGUCAGGAUUAGAUGAUUCAAGUUACCACCAAGAAAUUACUGUCUUAAAUUCUCCGGGACACUGUGGAAGAAAAGAAAAUGAUGAUUCCAAUAAAGUGGCCUUAGUGACAUUCUUGAAGCUUCAGCACCAGUCAGCAAAGUGAAUAAGUACUGUGCUUCUUCCAACUUUCAUUCCACUUUGGGAAAAAAGAAUAUCAUCAUGUCAAGCAUUACGAUUGACCCAGAUGUCAAGCCUGGUGAAUAUGUCAUCAAGAGCCUCUUUGCAGAAUUUGCUGUUCAAGCUGAAAAGAAAAUUGAAGUUGUAAUGGCUGAACCCUUGGAGAAGCCAUUGUCUAGAUCUCUUCAAAGAGGUGAAGAUCUUCAGUUUGACCAGUUGAUAAGCUCUAUGAGCUCCGUAGCAGAGCACUGUCUCCCUUCCUUACUUCGCACCUUGUUUGACUGGUACAGACGCCAGAAUGGAACUGAAGACGAAUCUUAUGAGUACAGGCCUCGAUCUAGCACAAAGUCUAAGGGGGAUGAACAGCAACGUGAAAGAGAUUAUCUUCUUGAGAGGAGAGACUUAGCCGUAGAUUUCAUUUUUUGUUUAGUUUUAGUUGAAGUUCUAAAGCAGAUUCCUGUUCAUCCUGUGCCCGAUCCCUUAGUUCAUGAAGUUCUAAACUUAGCUUUUAAGCACUUUAAACAUAAGGAAGGAUAUUCAGGAACCAACACUGGGAAUGUGCAUAUUAUUGCAGAUUUAUAUGCAGAGGUGAUAGGGGUUCUUGCCCAAUCAAAAUUUCAGGCUGUGAGGAAGAAGUUUGUGACAGAAUUGAAAGAACUGCGGCAAAAGGAACAAAGUCCCCAUGUGGUACAAAGCAUCAUCAGCUUAAUAAUGGGAAUGAAGUUUUUUCGAGUAAAAAUGUAUCCUGUAGAAGAUUUUGAAGCAUCAUUUCAGUUCAUGCAGGAAUGUGCUCAGUAUUUCUUAGAAGUAAAAGAUAAAGAUAUAAAGCAUGCACUUGCUGGUUUAUUUGUGGAGAUUCUUAUCCCUGUAGCUGCUGCUGUUAAAAAUGAAGUGAAUGUUCCCUGUUUGAAAAAUUUUGUGGAGAUGCUUUAUCAGACUACUUUUGAACUGAGCUCCAGGAAGAAGCAUUCAUUGGCUCUUUAUCCACUAAUUACCUGCCUUUUAUGUGUCAGUCAGAAACAGUUUUUUUUAAAUAACUGGCAUAUUUUCCUACAGAACUGUUUGUCACAUUUAAAGAUGCCAUCUAACAACAGUAUCAGAAAACAAAUAGAAACACUCCAGAAUAAAGAUCCUAAAAUGUCUCGAGUUGCACUGGAAUCUUUGUAUAGAUUGUUGUGGGUUUAUGUAAUUAGAAUAAAAUGUGAAAGCAACACUGUAACUCAGAGUCGUCUUAUGAGCAUAGUGUCAGCACUUUUUCCGAAAGGUUCACGUAGUGUGGUUCCUCGUGAUACACCUCUCAAUAUAUUUGUGAAGAUUAUCCAGUUCAUUGCUCAGGAACGUUUGGAUUUUGCAAUGAAAGAAAUAAUAUUUGAUCUUCUCAGUGUUGGAAAAUCUACUAAAACUUUCACCAUUAAUCCAGAGAGAAUGAACAUAGGCCUGAGAGUCUUCCUUGUAAUAGCAGACAGUUUGCAGCAGAAGGACGGAGAGCCACCGAUGCCAACAACAGGGGUCAUCCUUCCCUCAGGAAACACUCUCCGUGUAAAGAAAAUUUUUCUCAAUAAAACUUUGACGGACGAGGAAGCAAAAGUCAUAGGAAUGUCAGUGUACUAUCCUCAAGUGAGAAAAGCAUUAGAUAGCAUUCUCAGACAUUUGGACAAAGAAGUUGGGAGACCAAUGUGUAUGACCAGCGUGCAGAUGUCCAAUAAGGAGCCUGAAGAUAUGAUUACAGGGGAAAGAAAACCCAAAAUUGAUUUGUUUAGGACUUGUGUUGCUGCUAUUCCAAGGCUGAUUCCUGAUGGUAUGAGCAGAACUGACCUCAUUGAAUUGUUAGCAAGGCUCACAAUUCAUAUGGAUGAAGAACUACGUGCUCUGGCUUUCAAUACCCUGCAGGCACUAAUGCUUGAUUUUCCAGAUUGGCGGGAGGAUGUUCUUUCAGGAUUUGUUUAUUUUAUUGUUCGUGAAGUGACUGAUGUCCAUCCCACGCUUCUUGAUAAUGCUGUAAAGAUGUUGGUACAAUUAAUAAAUCAGUGGAAACAGGCAACCCAAAUGCACAACAAAAACCAGGACUCCCAGCAUGGUGUGGCUAAUGGAGCUUCUCAUCCCCCUCCUCUGGAAAGGAGCCCGUAUUCCAACGUAUUCCAUGUGGUCGAAGGGUUUGCACUUGUCAUUCUCUGUAGCAGUCGACCUGCGACUAGGAGAUUAGCUGUCAGUGUCCUUAGAGAAAUACGGGCUUUGUUUGCACUUUUGGAAAUACCUAAGGGUGAUGAUGAAUUAGCCAUAGAUGUGAUGGACAGGCUGAGCCCAUCCAUUCUUGAGAGCUUCAUACAUCUCACUGGAGCUGAUCAGACUACUUUGCUGUAUUGCCCUAGCUCGAUAGAUUUACAGACAUUAGCAGAAUGGAACUCUUCUCCUAUCAGCCACCAGUUUGAUGUGAUCAGCCCAUCACACAUAUGGGUAUUUGCACAUGUGACCCAAGGCCAAGACCCAUGGAUUAUAAGUCUCUCCAGUUUUUUAAAGCAAGAAAACCUUCCCAAACACUGCUGUACAGCUGUGAGCUAUGCUUGGAUGUUUGCAUACACAAGACUUCAGUUAUUGUCCCCACAGGUUGAUAUAAACAGCCCCAUCAAUGCUAAGAAAGUGAACACUACCACAAGCAGUGACUCCUACGUCGGCCUGUGGAGAAACUAUCUGCUCCUUUGCUGCAGUGCGGCGACAUCCACGACCUCUUCAACAUCUGCAGGUUCUGUGAGGUGUUCUCCUCCCGAGACGCUGGCGUCUACCCCUGAUAGUGGCUAUAGCAUUGAUUCCAAAAUUAUCGGCAUCCCAUCCCCUUCAUCCUUGUUUAAGCACAUAGUUCCAAUGAUGCGCUCUGAGAGCAUAGAGAUCACAGAAUCCCUUGUUCUAGGUCUUGGCAGGACCAACCCAGGAGCUUUUAGGGAACUAAUAGAGGAAUUGCAUCCCAUAAUUAAAGAAGCACUCGAAAGAAGGCCAGAGAAUAUGAAGCGUCGCAGGCGUCGAGAUAUUUUGCGAGUACAACUGGUACGAAUAUUUGAACUGCUGGCAGAUGCGGGUGUCAUUAGUCACAGUGCAAGUGGUGGCCUUGAUAAUGAAACACAUUUCCUCAACAACACUUUAUUGGAAUAUGUAGAUUUAACUCGACAACUCCUGGAAGCAGAAAAUGAGAAAGACUCUGACACACUGAAGGAUAUACGAUGCCAUUUUAGUGCCUUAGUGGCGAAUAUCAUUCAGAAUGUUCCAGUGCACCAGAGAAGAAGCAUCUUCCCUCAACAGAGCCUUCGUCACAGUCUGUUUAUGCUGUUCAGUCACUGGGCAGGCCCUUUCAGCAUCAUGUUUACACCCUUGGACAGAUACAGUGACAGAAAUAUGCAAAUUAACAGACAUCAGUACUGUGCCCUAAAGGCUAUGUCUGCUGUACUAUGUUGUGGCCCUGUUGCAGAUAAUGUAGGACUUUCAUCAGAUGGCUAUUUGUACAAAUGGUUGGAUAACAUUUUGGACUCUCUGGACAAAAAGGUUCAUCAGUUGGGCUGUGAAGCAGUUACAUUACUGCUGGAGCUGAACCCGGAUCAGAGCAACCUGAUGUACUGGGCUGUGGACCGAUGUUACACUGGUUCCAAGAGAGUGGCAGCUGGCUGCUUUAAAGCCAUAGCUAAUGUAUUCCAGAACAGGGAUUAUCAGUGUGAUACCGUGAUGCUCCUGAAUCUGAUCCUGUUUAAAGCAGCUGAUUCUUCUCGAAGCAUCUAUGAGGUUGCUAUGCAACUUUUACAGAUCCUGGAACCGAAGAUGUUUCGCUAUGCUCACAAAUUGGAAGUUCAGAGAACAGAUGGAGUACUUAGCCAGCUGUCUCCUCUGCCGCACCUGUAUUCUGUUUCGUAUUAUCAGUUAUCCGAGGAGUUAGCAAGGGCUUAUCCUGAGCUAACUCUCGCCAUGUUCUCAGAGAUAAGCCAGAGAAUUCAGACGGCUCACCCUGCCGGGAGGCAAGUAAUGCUACACUACCUGUUACCGUGGAUGAACAACAUCGAGUUGGUAGAUUUAAAACCUUUGCCCACAGCGAGGCGACACAAUGAAGAGGAAGACGACUCCUUAAAAGACCGAGAACUUAUGGUGACUAGCAGGCGCUGGUUGCGAGGAGAAGGCUGGGGGUCCCCACAAGCCACUGCGAUGGUUUUGAACAACCUAAUGUACAUGACAGCAAAGUAUGGUGAUGAGCUGGCCUGGUCGGAGGUGGAGAACGUGUGGACCACACUUGCAGAUGGCUGGCCAAAAAACCUGAAAAUAAUUUUGCACUUUCUGAUCAGCAUUUGCGGAGUGAAUAGUGAACCAAGCCUCUUGCCUUACGUGAAGAAAGUUAUUGUCUAUUUAGGUAGAGACAAAACGAUGCAGUUGCUGGAGGAGCUGGUGCGGGAACUGCAGCUGACCGACCCCGUCAGCUCGGGGGUCACUCACAUGGAUAACCCCCCGUAUUACCGCAUCACUUCCAGCUGCAAAAUCCCUUCUGUCACCUCAGGAACUACUUCCAGUAGCAAUACAAUGGUAGCUCCCAUAGACAGCAAUCCCGAUAAUAAGCCCAUAAAAGAGAAUAUUGAAGAGAGCUAUGUGCACCUAGACAUCUACAGUGGACUAAACAGUCACUUAAAUCGUCAACAUCACAGACUAGAAUCUCGAUACAGUAGCAGCUCUGGAGGAUCUUAUGAAGAAGAAAAAAGUGAUUCAAUGCCACUUUAUUCUAAUUGGCGACUGAAAGUGAUGGAGCAUAAUCAAGGAGAGCCACUACCCUUCCCACCAGCUGGAGGCUGCUGGUCACCACUGGUGGAUUACUUGCCUGAAACGUCAUCACCUGGAUUACCUCUUCACAGGUGUAACAUAGCUGUGAUCCUUUUGACGGAUCUGAUCAUUGACCACAGUGUGAAGGUGGAAUGGGGAAGCUACCUCCAUCUUCUUCUUCAUGCAAUUUUUAUAGGGUCUGACCACUGCCACCCCGAGGUGUACGAGCACUGUAAGCGCCUGCUCCUGCACCUGCUAAUAGUCACGGGACCCAGCAGUAACAUCCGCGCUGUUGCCUCUGUCCUGCUCAGGAACAGGGAGUUUAACGAGCCCAGGGCGCUCACGGUCAAACAGACCGCGCACUUAGAUUACACUUGCACAGCGGGCGUUAGUGAUUUUAUACCUGAUUACCAGCCCUCCCCUAUGACUGACUCAGGGCUUAGCUCAAGUUCUACCUCUUCUAGUAUCAGCUUAGGAAAUAACAGCGCUGCCAUUUCCCAUCUACACACCACUCUCCUCAAUGAGGUCGACAUCUCCGUAGAGCAGGAUGGAAAAGUCAAAACCCUCAUGGAAUUCAUUACCUCAAGAAAAAGAGGGCCCCUUUGGAACCAUGAGGAUGUUUCUGCCAAGAAUCCUAACAUCAAGAGUGCUGAGCAGUUAACUACAUUUUUGAAACAUGUGGUUUCUGUUUUUAAGCAGUCAAGCUCAGAAGGGAUGCAUUUGGAACAUCAUCUUAGUGAAGUUGCUCUACAAACAGCACUUUCUUGUUCUUCUCGACACUAUGCUGGGAGAUCCUUCCAGAUUUUCAGGGCCCUAAAGCAGCCUCUUUCUGCAACUACACUUUCUGAUGUUCUCUCCAGACUUGUAGAAACUGUAGGGGAUCCGGGAGAAGAUGCACAGGGGUUUGUGAUUGAACUCCUGCUCACAUUGGAGUCUGCGAUUGACACUUUGGCCGAAACCAUGAAGCAUUACGAUCUUCUUUCUGCCCUUUCUCAAACCUCAUACCAUGAUCCUCUAAUGGGAAACAAGUAUGCAGCUAACAGGAAAAGCACUGGACAACUCAAUCUAAGCACAAGUCCCAUUAACAGCAGCAGUUAUUUGGGAUAUAACAGUAAUGCAAGAAGUAACUCUUUGAGAUUAAGUUUAAUUGGUGACCGAAGAGGUGACCGGCGGAGGAGUAACACACUGGACAUAAUGGAUGGACGGAUAAACCAUAGCAAUAGUUUAGCAAGGACUAGAAGCCUUUCCUCCCUGCGAGAGAAAGGCAUGUAUGACGUGCAGUCCCCUACUGAGCCUGCCAACUUGAUGGCCACCAUUUUUUGGAUAGCAGCAUCGCUAUUAGAAUCGGAUUACGAAUAUGAAUACCUCCUGGCUCUCAGGCUUCUCAACAAACUGCUUAUCCAUUUGCCUUUGGAUAAAUCAGAGAGUCGAGAGAAGAUUGAAAAUGUACAAAGCAAAUUGAAAUGGAGUAACUUCCCAGGCCUUCAGCAGCUCUUCCUUAAGGGUUUUACCUCAGUAUCUACACAAGAGAUGACCGUGCACCUCCUCAGUAAACUCAUCGCCGUCUCCAAGCACACGUUGGUGGAUCCUUCCCAGUUGUCAGGCUUUCCUCUUAACAUCCUUUGCUUAUUGCCUCACUUAAUCCAGCAUUUUGACAGCCCAACUCAGUUUUGCAAAGAAACAGCUAGUCGAAUAGCAAAGGUGUGUGCAGAAGAGAAAUGCCCAGCGCUGGUCAAUCUGGCUCACAUGAUGAGUUUGUAUAGUACACACACAUAUUCCAGAGACUGUUCUAACUGGAUCAACGUAGUAUGUAGAUAUCUGCAUGAUUCCUUCUCAGAUACUACAUUUAAUCUUGUGACUUAUCUUGCAGAGCUGUUAGAGAAAGGAUUGUCCAGCAUGCAGCAGUCAUUACUACAGAUCAUCUAUAGUCUUUUGAGCCAUAUUGACCUCUCUGCUGCCCCGGUCAAGCAGUUUAAUCUGGAGAUCAUAAAGAUUAUUGGUAAAUAUGUACAGAGUCCUUACUGGAAGGAAGCCCUUAACAUAUUAAAACUGGUGGUCUCUCGCUCUGCAAGUCUCGUUGUGCCCAACGAUAUCCCCAAGACCUAUGGAGGAGAUCUAGGUUCUCCUGAAAUAUCCUUCACCAAGAUUUUUAAUAACGUCUCCAAGGAGUUGCCUGGGAAGACCUUAGAUUUUCAUUUUGAUAUAUCUGAGACACCAAUCAUUGGAAAUAAGUAUGGCGAUCAGCAUAGUGCAGCUGGAAGAAAUGGGAAACCCAAAGUUAUUGCAGUUACUAGGAGUACUUCUUCUACUUCUUCUGGUUCUAAUUCUAAUGCCUUGGUUCCUGUUAGCUGGAAAAGGCCACAGUUAUCACAGCGAAGAACAAGAGAAAAGCUAAUGAAUGUGCUUUCUCUCUGUGGUCCAGAAUCUGGCCUUCCAAAGAAUCCAUCCGUUGUAUUUUCUUCUAACGAGGAUUUGGAAGUUGGUGACCAACAGACCAGCCUAAUUUCUGCAACAGAAGACAUGAUUCAAGAGGAAGAAGUGGCCGUGGAAGACAAUAGCAGUGAACAACAAUUUGGCGUCUUUAAGGAUUUUGACUUUUUAGAUGUUGAAUUGGAAGAUGCAGAGGAACUGCAGGGUGAAAGUAUGGACAAUUUCAACUGGGGAGUCCGCAGGCGCUCACUGGACAGUAUUGACAAAGGGGACACUCCCUCCCUCCAAGAGUACCAGUGCUCCAGCAGCACCCCCAGCCUGAACCUGACCAACCAGGAAGACACGGACGAGUCCUCGGAAGAGGAAGCAGCUCUCACAGCAAGCCAGAUACUGUCCCGCACGCAGAUGUUAAACAGUGAUUCUACUGCAGACGAAACACUGCCAGACCAUCCCGACCUACUUGUUCAGUCUCAAGAUUCCACUGGCAGCGUCUCAACAGAAGAAGUGCUUCAAAUCAGAGAUGAGACCCCAAGUUUGGAGGCUUCUCUAGAUAAUGCUAACAGCCAGCUGCCUGAGGAUACAGGUUCAGUGUUAAAGGAGGAACAAGUUCUGACAAGCUUUGAAGAUGAAGGGUCAUAUAUAAUUCAAGAACAGCAGGAUUCUCUCGUGUGUCGAGGGAUUCUCAACUUGGAAGACACAGACAUGCCAGAGCCCCUGGCUCCUGAGAGCUACCCUGAGUCCAUCUGUGAAGAAGAUGUCACCUUGGCUUUGAAAGAACUAGACGAAAGAUGUGAAGAAGAAGAAGCAGAUUUCUCUGGACUGUCUAGUCAAGAUGAAAAAGAGCAAGAUGGCUUUCCAGAAGUCCAGACCUCCCCUCUGCCAUCACCAUUUCUUUCUGCCAUAAUAGCUGCCUUUCAGCCGGUUGCAUAUGACGACGACGAAGAAGCCUGGCACCGCCACGUCAGCCAGAUGCUGUCUGACACCGACGGGUCCUGUGCAGUGUUUACUUUUCACGUGUUUUCCAGGCUGUUUCAGACAAUUCAGAGAAAGUUUGGAGACAUAACUAAUGAGGCAGUCAGCUUUCUUGGUGAGAGUCUGCAACGCAUUGGUACCAAAUUUAAAAGUUCACUGGAAGUGAUGAUGAUGUGUUCAGAAUGCCCAACCGUCUUUGUGGAUGCUGAAACACUGACGUCAUGCGGUUUGCUGCAAACACUCAAGUUCAGUGUUUUGGAGUUGCAAGAGCAUCUGGAUACCUAUAAUGCCAAAAGAGAAGCAGCUGAGCAGUGGUUAGACAACUGUAAGAGGACAUUUGGUGCCAAAGAAGACGUGUAUAGGAUAAACACAGAUGCACAGCAAAUGGAAAUUCUAGCAGGCCUGGAGCUCUGUCGAAGGCUGUACAAACUACAUUUUCAGUUGCUACUUCUGUUCCAAGCCUACUGUAAAUUGAUCAACCAAGUAAACACAAUAAAAAAUGAAGCAGAGGUCAUCAACAUGUCCGAGGAACUUGCCCAACUGGAAAAUAUCCUCAAAGAAGCAGAGUCUGCUUCAGAAAAUGAAGAAAUUGACAUUUCCAAAGCUGCACAAACUACCAUAGAAACUGCCAUUCAUUCUUUAAUUGAAACUCUGAGAAAUAAGGAGUUUAUUUCAGCUGUGGCACAAGUCAAAGCCUUCAGAUCUCUCUGGCCGAACGAUAUCUUUGGCAGUUGUGAGGAUGACCCUGUGCAGACGCUGUUGCACAUCUACUUCCAUCACCAGACGCUGGGCCAGACGGGGAGCUUCGCGGUCAUAGGCUCUGACCUGGACAUGUCAGAGGCCAACCACAAACUGAUGGAGCUCAAUCUAGAAAUAAGGGAGUCCCUACGCAUGGUGCAAUCAUACCAGCUCUUAGCACAGGCCAACCCAGUCGGAACUUUGGUGAGCACCGGAUUCUGAGAAGCUUCCAGGCGUUUAGGGAAGACACUAAACUGAAGAUGAUGCAGAAUAUUCAUGAGCACCUUUUACGAACCCUCGCAGUUCACAGACAACCCUUCCUGGCGGCAUCCACGACCACGGCGUAGCUGAUGUCAAACCGGUAUCAGAGUCAAAGAUCUAAGAAAGAAAAAAAAAAAAAAAGAAAUCUAAUGGCUGCCAAUACCUCCUACAAUAACCGUAUGAAGAAGGAGUUUUUAAUUACUUAACCUAGGUGAAAAGAAAAGGGCUAAGAGUGAUGCAUACAAAUACAUGACUUUCUGGAGAAAGAAGAGAAUUCUAGGACUGUUUGCAAUAAUGGCCUCUAAUACUGAGACGUUGGAAAGCAGGUGACGUGAGGCUAAAACCCAGGCUCGUUCAUUUUAGCUGAAAACCUGCAGGGCUGUGUGGAUGCUCCACCGUCGAUGCUUCAUUAUCUACGUGAAGAACCUUUAGUCGGAUAGACAGACACGGGGAGACUUCUUUGCAAAAACCAUUGACUUUUUUUCAACACGUGGGAUGAGGGUGUGGGUGUUUUGUUUUUUAGUCUGUACAAGGGAUUGUGUGUGCGUGAGCUGGGAUGUGUGAAUAUGUGACAGUCCUAUUUUCAAGGUAUGGAUGUUUGGUGAUAACGUGUCAGCAUGCCUAAAAGAGCACUGCAAGAUUAUUUUUGAAGAAAUUUUAUUUUAUUAGAUCUAACUCUUCAUAGUGUGUAAAUGUUAGAACAUUUUAAUAAUAUUUUAAAACUGGGCUUUCCCGGUAUUUCGAAAAGAAAUAAUAUAUCUGUUAAUGUUAUUGGAAUGCUGCUCAGCUCUCUGACCAGUGCUUACAUUACGAUUGUUGAUAACUAACCAAAGUAGAUGCCUGCAGAGACUUUAAAAUGUACAAUAAAGAUGUAUGCUGCCCGUCAGCUAUUCUCAUUAGGAAAGUUAACUUAUUUUACUCCAUAAUUAUUAUAGAAACUGUAUAGAUUAAAACCAGUAUUGUACGUUUGUGCAAUGCACUGUUAUACAAGAAUAGGUGUACAAAGCUAAAGAAAAGAGCGUGGUCACUGAUGGUAGAAUAUAAGACUUGCGGGCUCUGAAGUCUGCAGAAUUCAAGAAGAGAGAUGCAAACCCAGUUUUAUAUGUUCAUUCAGGACUCCCGUGUCUCACCCAAAAGGAACCUGGGGCUAUGGGGGAAAAUGAAAGGAAGCCUGAAGACUGACUACCAAAACAUGCAAUAUACUUACUCACUGUCUAAGUCUGUAGCAUAACACGAACUGGAUUCUCUGUCCUUUUUUAAAUAGCAUUUUGUAAAAGAAAUGAAUGUAGUCCCACAACUCCUCUGAUUUGAAAGGAACACCUUGUAUUUUUUAUAGGCAUCUCUUAUCCACUGUGACUUUCUUUUAAACUGGGCUCUGUGACCGCAGAGUUUAGAAUGUAGAAAUGAAAUGCUUAGCUUUGCCUUUUCUUGGGGGUGUGGACCCUGCCAGAAAUGUAAUUAUGCUCAAGUGCAUUAAUUGAAGGCACUGUGCACGCCGUUGGACUGCUGACUAUAGUUAUGUUACCUGUAAAACUCCAUAACUGGUCACGGCACAUUCGUAAUCACUGUAUUUUUUGACCCUGAUAAAAAAGAAAAAAAAAAAACAAUUAUUUUGAUGGUGUUCUGGUACUGUAAAUGGUGUCCUUUAAAUUAUUUAAUAACUUUUGGGUGUGGGGCAGGAAGAGAGGGAUGGUGUCCAGAGACCCCCCCCCCCCACACUUUACAUCCUAUCUUACCAUCCCCUAUCUUACCGUCACCCUCUUAUAUCCUUUUUGUUAAAAUAAAAAGCAUUGUAGCUGUU